GCUCCUGUCUCCGCGUUUCUUUCUUUGUGCCUGCCUGCCUGCCUGCCUGCCCACCCACGGGGAAGCUUAGCUGCAUCGGAUCGACGCUCUCUCACUCUCUCCGUCUUCUCACUCUCUAACACGGGUACUAUAUCAUUCGGCGAAAUCACACUGGCAAAUUAGCUCUCUCUCAGCAGGAAUUGGGUUGGGGGAGGGUCUGAGUGUGGAGAGUUUGGGGGUGUGAGUGUGUGUGUGCUUGAGCCUGCUGCUCGGCGUUGGGUGGGUUGUGUGUGAUUUGAUUGGCUUUGAUUGGACUUGGAGCUCGGUGGACUCGGUCUGAUUUCGAUCGCCCCGAGCCCAGGCUGUUCUUGUGAAAAGGAAGGAGUUCGUGAGCCGGCCCUUCACUCGCUCGGUUAUCUCCGAGGAAAGAAAGAAAGCGAACCUCGAGGCGAGCUCAAUUUCUGGCGCAUCAUCCGUAUAGCUUUACCGACGUGCUGGACCUCGGACACUCCAGCGUCGGCCACUGCAAUUACUCUCGUCCGCUCGAAGCUGUGCAAGCACUGACUGCGGACUACGUUCCGUGGGUAGCGGGGAGGAUUUCUGACAAAUCGAGAUUCGACACCCUGCACAGCACGUACACUGGAGUUUCAGAUUCGCGACAUACCGUAAAGCGGAUACGGUGUCACAUAGCUCGGAGGACAGGGCGGGCCGUGGAGUGACAGUGGGGAAUUGGGAUUUUGAUCCGUCAUGGCGGGCUGAAGAAGCACCACAGGGUUCAGGGACAGACAGUCUCAUGCGGAUGAAUCAGAGCAGGAGCUGGAGCAAAAUGUGCGCUUUCGUGAGGAUCGACGGAGCAUUCUGAUCGAGGACGGGGGGAGCCAGGCGAGCGAGUUCUUGUGUGAGACCAAUCAAUCGAGUCCGUGUCGGCGGCUGGAGCAGAACAGAAUGGCAGCGGUGAGACGCAUCUGCGCCGGGGGCAUCCAGCCCGUGAGGGUGGUACAUGGAGACGGGCAGGUCUUGCAGCUGGCUCCCAUGGUGAAGGUCGCGGAUGUUCUCAGCCGAUACCCGCACCAUUACAUAUGUCACAUGAGUCCCGACCUCCCGUCAAAUCGGUCCACAAUGCUCCCGCUCGACACCGAGCUCGAGCCCGGCUACGUCUACUUCCUGCUGCCGCUGCCGCGUCUGUUCCCGAACCCGGGCACUCUCACCAGCUCCUCGUGCUCGUGCUACUCGAGCCACGAGCGAAGCCAGCAGCAGGACGAGCAGAGCUCGCAGAAGGGCGGGUUCUCGCCGCUCAUGAUUAAGCAGAUGAUCGUGCGAAUCGGGUCGCCCAUGCGCACGCCGAAGAAGAAAGUGUCGCCCGAGAUAUCGCGCCAGCAAUCCAGCAGCACCGCGCCGCAGAGCACCAACCCCUACAGCCCCAACUUCGGCAAGGAGAACAACCCUCUGCUGUCGCCCGUGUACAAGCACAAGCGCAGCAACUCGUCCCCGAAGAGAUCGGCGUCGCCCAAGAAUUCCAAGGCCGCCGCGCGAUCCUCGCGCUCCUGUGCCAGCGAGCGCGAGGCCCAGGCGACCUCCUGUCACCGCUGGAAGCCCAGGCUCGGAUGCAUUUCCGAGACCGACGCGUUCGUGGCCGCGUGCGAGGAGCUGCGCAUCACUCUCGACCGGAGACGGUUGACGUUCGAGAGCAAAGGUCGCCCCAGCCCCAACCCCACCACUCUCAGACUCGGCCACGAAUUCAGCCGCAGCCCCUCGAGGAUGAGCACCGGCGAUUACUGCAGAAGCCCGUCCAGGGAGCUGCGGAGCACUCCGAGAGACACGUACAUGUCGUCGCCCAAGCACGGAAUGGCGCUGGCCGGCUACGUCUUCGCGUGAGCGCGGGGCACGGGCGGCAAGGCGACACACAUGUUUGUAUAUUGUGUAUGACAGACUGACGGCGCAUGGCUCGAGCUCCGCAUCGAGGCAUGGAUGGGCGGGAGGGAGGGCGGACGGGGGCGGACGUAGCGCGCGCGAUCGUGAGAUCUUUCAAGAAGGUGGUGGACGCCAUAGCUGAAGACGAAGACGAAGACGAGGACGAGGACGAGGACGAGGAAGACGAAGGUGCGAGAGAAACCGUAGACGAUUGCGCAAGCUCGAUCCGCCCCCGGGAGACCGACCGGAGCGCGUCCCGAUCGCGGCCAUGCUGCUGCCACCGGAGGAUCGUGCCGCCGAAUCGUGGCGGCAGAUAGAGGUAGACAGAAUUGUAGCGGAAGAAUCCGAACUGAGCUCGAACCCAUAGAUGAAAUGGUAGAGAGACCCUUUUACACCCCCGGCCGUCUCAGGCGUCCCCGAGGACGCCGUGCCCUCGAGGCAGGCAGACAGGCAGACAGACAGACAGCCUUACAGACGAUGGACGACUCGAAGAAGUCCGUGUGAAAAUCGAGACCCUGUGCUGUGCUGACUGUCGGUCGGUCGGUCGUCGACGACGUUGGAGAUGAGAGCUAGCUAGCACGGACACGAGCAAAUCGAUCGUCCUUAAUCUACUGGAAGAAGAGCGCCGUGCGUGAGGUUGGACCGGCUGAAGGAAGGCCAGGGAAGCAAGAAGAACUCGCGGGGGCCAUAAACUCACUCGUCAAUGUGAAGAUGUUGAAGAAGAAGAUGAAGACGAAGACGAAGACGAAGAAGAAGAAGCAAGACGAUAAGGAGGCUGUAGCGGGUCGAUGAUUAUGACGAUGAUGAUGAAGAUGAAGAUGAAGCUUGUAAACCCCCAUUAGAUCACAAGUACAAACGACUUAAUUGAAGCUGUGCAGGGGAUAGAGACUAGACAAGAGCAAGAGCGAAGGAUAUGAAUCGACAGAGUGAGUUCAGUGUCACGGGAGGGACGAGAUUCGAGGGAGGGAGGGCACUUGAUUUGUAUAUUCUACUGGCAUUAGGGGAAAUCUGUAGAACCCUGUUCUUAUGACCAAAAGCUUCGAAGCUUCGACUUCGAAACGAAAUGGCCAAAAUGUAUUAUCAUGAUUUGAAGGCAACUGAAGAUGGAACGAUGCAUGUGUACUGUUUACG
Molecule: messenger RNA, 3021 nt
Organism: Marchantia polymorpha subsp. ruderalis
Lineage: Eukaryota; Viridiplantae; Streptophyta; Marchantiopsida; Marchantiales; Marchantiaceae
Source: the annotation of a GenBank genome assembly